Messenger RNA from Meleagris gallopavo (turkey), 357 nucleotides. The record is from RefSeq and is a predicted model, not a curated record. NCBI's taxonomy places the organism in Eukaryota, Metazoa, Chordata, Aves, Galliformes, Phasianidae.
UCUGUUUAUGUCUUAUAUUUCUAUAGGCUAUAAUUGUAUUCAGCUGAUGGCUGUUAUGGAACAUGCAUAUUACGCCAGCUUUGGUUAUCAGGUCACAAGCUUCUUUGCAGCAUCAAGCCGUUACGGAACUCCAGAUGAUCUGAAAGAAUUGAUUGACGUUGCUCAUUCAAUGGGUAUUACUGUACUGCUGGAUGUUGUGCACAGCCACGCAUCAAAAAACUCAGAAGAUGGUCUCAACAAAUUUGAUGGUACAGAUUCUUGUUUCUUCCAUUCUGGUCCUAGAGGAACUCAUCGGAUCUGGGACAGCAGGCUCUUUGAUUACGCAAAGUAAGCAUACAGUAUAGUUUCAAGUACUUU